Molecule: messenger RNA, 635 nt
Organism: Prunus dulcis (almond)
Lineage: Eukaryota; Viridiplantae; Streptophyta; Magnoliopsida; Rosales; Rosaceae
Product: beta-glucosidase 11-like
Exons: 5
Coding region: 90-635 (181 amino acids)
Biological process (GO): carbohydrate metabolic process
Molecular function (GO): beta-glucosidase activity
Source: RefSeq, a predicted model, not a curated record
ACUAAAAGGGUAACCACUCAAAUCUCAUUCAAAAGUUUUGCUUUUUAUAAGUUCAGAAACCAGAAUCUCCAUCGUCUUUUCCAUAAUUAAUGUUGAGAGUUUCACUUCUGCUGUGUUUUCUUCUUACCAUAAAAAGCGUUUCUUCAAGCACUGAUGACUUUUGCAGAGAUGACUUCCCACCGGCACCGGCCUUUGUGUUUGGUGCUUCCUCCUCUGCUUAUCAGGUGGAAGGUGCUGCAGCCGAAGAUGGCAGGACCCCGAGCAUCUUGGACACAUAUGCGCAAGCUGGUCAUUUUCAUGGAGCCACUGGAGAUGUAGCGUGUGACGCGUAUCACAAAUAUAAGGAAGAUGUUCAACUAAUGGCAGAUACUGGAUUAGAGGCAUAUAGAUUUUCCAUCUCAUGGUCAAGACUUAUCCCAAAUGGAAAAGGACCUGUCAAUCCAAAGGGUCUACAAUAUUACAACAAUCUUAUUGAUCAACUAAUCAGCCAUGGUUACUAUCUACCUUAUGAUACUACAUUGUAUAUUUUCCUUCGAAUUUGGGGUGUGGUUAUACUCUUAGGGCAUGUUUACUUAGGAAUGGAGGAAGUCAUGAAUCAUGGAACUAAAUUGAGGAAUUGGAAUCAGAUCAACUAG